CAGUUCGCAAACGCCCCUCCACAGGUGUUAUCAAAUUACGAAGUACUACAACAUUCUUUAUCCCUACGAAAUGAGAAUCUUCAAUUACAAAAGCGAAUUUUAACAGGAGGGUUGAGACAACAACAUGAGAUGCGUAAGGUUUACCCCGUCAAGUUAGAUAAAGAAAAGGAAGAACUUGAGGAAUUACCUUCUGAUGGAGAUGAGAGACUUGAGGAUGAAGCUGAGAGAAGGGGUAUUUCGGAUGAUUUGGUUUGGGUUCAGGAUGAGCUCAUCAAAUAUCUUUGUUCACCCUACAACUCCACAUCGCGUCAAACUGCUCAAGGAGUCAUUCAACUCGCAGAUCAAUUACAAGAUUAUCAAUUGACAAAAGCUGAAAUAUUACAAAUUUGUAAUUUGGCAAGUACCACAGCGGUUGAAUUGUACGCUGUAAUAGAUGAUCCCGAUACACGUUAUCAUCCCGAUCCAGAACCCGCAUUAGACUCAAUCGCUCAAACAGUAUCUUCCACUUUACUCUCUUCCCCAUCAAAAGAAUUAAAUGAAUUCUUACAACCUGUUUCUCUUCCGCAGAUCCAUACCGACUCUAAAUUGGAUGUUUUAGUUUCGGGAGUUUCGGGAAUUUCGGGUCAAGUGGGUAAAGGAGAAGAUCAGGAAUAUGUACAUGAAGCUGAAUGGGGUCCGGAUAGGGAAGAUGCUGUGGAUGAUGAGAUGGAUGAAGGGAAUGAUUAA
Molecule: messenger RNA, 726 nt
Organism: Tremella mesenterica DSM 1558
Lineage: Eukaryota; Fungi; Basidiomycota; Tremellomycetes; Tremellales; Tremellaceae
Exons: 3
Biological process (GO): transcription initiation at RNA polymerase III promoter
Cellular component (GO): RNA polymerase III complex
Molecular function (GO): nucleotide binding
Source: RefSeq, a predicted model, not a curated record